Molecule: messenger RNA, 1026 nt
Organism: Penicilliopsis zonata CBS 506.65
Lineage: Eukaryota; Fungi; Ascomycota; Eurotiomycetes; Eurotiales; Aspergillaceae
Exons: 5
Coding region: 1-1026 (341 amino acids)
Biological process (GO): monoatomic anion transmembrane transport
Cellular component (GO): mitochondrial outer membrane
Molecular function (GO): voltage-gated monoatomic anion channel activity
Source: RefSeq, a predicted model, not a curated record
AUGUCUGCUCCUGCUGCUUUCUCCGAUAUCGCCAAGGCGGCCAAUGAUCUCCUGAACAAGGAUUUCUACCACACCAGCGCUGCCAGCCUUGAGGUCAAGUCCAAGGCCCCCAAUGGCGUCACCUUCAACGUCAAGGGCAAGUCCGCCCACGAGGGCCCCAUUGCCGGCUCCCUCGAGGCCAAAUACGUUGAUGCUCCUACCGGUAAAGGCCCCAUUAAGCGGAAAAAACCUCCAGAUGCCUCGGCUGGUUUGCGCGAGGCGAGAUCAACGUUCUUUUUCUCCUGCGGUCAAGCCUCGUCCAAACUGGUCAAGUUCCAGCUGAUGUCUCGUUUCACCGAACAUGCCAUCAUGCUAAUGAUUCGUCCUUCUUCAGGCCUCACCCUCACCCAGGCUUGGACCACUGCCAACGCCCUCGACACCAAGCUCGAGCUGGACAACAACAUCGCCAAGGGCCUGAAGGCUGAGAUCAUCACCCAGUACCUUCCCGCCAAGCAGUCCAAGGGUGCCAAGCUCAACCUCUACUUCAAGCAGCCCAACCUGCACGCCCGUGCCUUCUUCGACCUCCUCAACGGCCCCUCGGCCAACUUCGACGCCGUUCUCGGCCACGAGGGCUUCCUUGUCGGUGCUGAGGGUGGCUACGACGUCCAGAAGGCUGCCAUCACCAAGUACUCCGCUGCUGUCGGCUACAGCGUUGCCCAGUACUCUGCUGCCAUCACUGCCAGCAACAACCUGAGCGUCUUCUCCGCCAGCUACUACCACCGCGUCAACCAGCAGGUUGAGGCCGGUGCCAAGGCCACCUGGGACUCCAAGGCCGGCAACUCUGUUGGCCUCGAGGUUGCCAGCAAGUACAGACUCGACCCCUCUUCCUUCGCCAAGGCCAAGAUCAACGACCGCGGUAUUGCCGCUCUGGCCUACAACGUUCUCCUCCGCCCCGGUGUUACCCUGGGUCUUGGUGCCUCUUUCGACACCCAGAACCUGAACCAGGCCGCCCACAAGGUUGGCGCCAGCUUCACCUUCGAGGCAUAG